Malaya genurostris is the source of this 945-nucleotide messenger RNA. Its product is annotated as histone H3.3A-like. Lineage: Eukaryota; Metazoa; Arthropoda; Insecta; Diptera; Culicidae. The transcript has a single exon. Gene Ontology annotation, cellular component: nucleosome. Gene Ontology annotation, molecular function: structural constituent of chromatin; protein heterodimerization activity; DNA binding. The coding region runs from base 33 to 443 and encodes 136 amino acids. The record is from RefSeq and is a predicted model, not a curated record.
CAGGAAGUAUCUGUAACAGUGUUUAUUCAGGGAUGGCUCGUACCAAGCAGACUGCUCGCAAGUCGACCGGAGGAAAAGCUCCACGAAAACAAUUGGCGACGAAAGCAGCUCGUAAGAGUGCACCGUCUACCGGAGGUGUUAAGAAGCCGCAUCGUUAUCGUCCGGGCACCGUUGCUUUGCGUGAGAUCCGUCGUUAUCAAAAGUCAACCGAGUUGCUGAUCCGCAAAUUACCGUUCCAGCGUCUAGUACGUGAAAUUGCUCAGGAUUUCAAAACAGAUUUGCGUUUCCAAAGUGCAGCUGUUGCUGCUUUGCAAGAAGCUAGCGAAGCGUACCUGGUUGGAUUGUUUGAAGAUACCAAUUUGUGUGCUAUUCAUGCAAAACGCGUCACAAUCAUGCCGAAGGACAUCCAACUGGCCCGGCGCAUCCGAGGCGAACGAGCCUAAUUGAUGCAAUUCAAAACUGUAACAAACGGCCCUUUUAAGGGCCACCAUAACGUAUUGAGAGAGUUAAUUUGAUAUAUUCCAAGCGGCGUCAUUAAACUUCGCAUUUUUGGUGAUAAACCCGCCUUGUCACAAACACAUGCUUACACGAAGUAAAAAAAUGGCGGUGAAGCGUUAGAAUAUUGAAUUAGUUUUCAUCGUUUGUAAACAAGUCAAUUUGUCUUGUAAAGUUCUGAUAAUAUGUUCUUGACUUGAAGAAAGAUGGACAGAUGAAUAUUUGGCGACGCUGGUGUCGAUUAAUUCUUUAUACAUACGUAUAGGAUAUAAUAUAUUUCGUAUAGGACGCUAGCAGCAUUUACACGCCAGAUUCUUCUCAUCUCGCUUGAAACAAACCAGAUUUUGCAGAAGCAGUUUUCUCAUCUUUACCUUGAAUAAAUCGUGUAAUAAGCCGAAAAGUGUAAUUCAAAAGUUUUGCUCAAGUAAAUAUAAACUUCGCAUCUAGGUA